AUGGAACAGCAGCAAGCUUUGACGGACGACUCCUGGGGCCAGCGCGUGGAGGAGAUGGGUGCUCAAGUCCCAAUCACAACCCAGCUACCCUGUGGUCUAGAGGGCAUAGAAUGCGCGGAGCCACAUCAGCGCGAAGACGAGUUUCCCAUCUCAGCUGGGAACCAGCCUAGUCAAAUUCAUCUGGCUGGUGAAACUUUGACAAUGGGGGCGCAAGGUCAAGACCAGGUAGAACACGUGGGAAAAGUAGAUUAUCAGGCUCUCAAAGUACUCCCCAUUGGAGGCGAAUCACUAAUGCCAGUGAUCGACCUUAUGGAUAACGGACUACAGACAGACACGUCGCAAACCGCCGAAGACGUGCCACUGGUUGUACCUAUUGAGGGCGAGUUCAAGACAAUACGACCCCCGCAGACAGACCAGUGCGGGACACAGCAAGUAGAGUCAACGGAUGAAAAUAGCUGGGGACGUAGAUAA
Microdochium trichocladiopsis is the source of this 471-nucleotide messenger RNA. RefSeq lists its product as uncharacterized. NCBI's taxonomy places the organism in Eukaryota, Fungi, Ascomycota, Sordariomycetes, Xylariales, Microdochiaceae. Bases 1 to 471 code for a protein of 156 amino acids. The record is from RefSeq and is a predicted model, not a curated record. The transcript has 3 exons.